Seriola aureovittata is the source of this 4519-nucleotide messenger RNA. It is a transcript of the gene frmd4ba, whose product is annotated as FERM domain containing 4Ba. Lineage: Eukaryota; Metazoa; Chordata; Actinopteri; Carangiformes; Carangidae. The transcript has 24 exons. Gene Ontology annotation, cellular component: bicellular tight junction; adherens junction; cytoskeleton. The record is from RefSeq and is a predicted model, not a curated record. The coding region runs from base 141 to 3356 and encodes 1071 amino acids. Gene Ontology annotation, molecular function: cytoskeletal protein binding. Gene Ontology annotation, biological process: establishment of epithelial cell polarity.
GUGUGUGUGUGUGCUGGAGUGUAGAUGCUCCUUUCAGCUUGUUGCUCUGUAGCAAAACAAAGUGGUUUGCAGAUCAUCUCUUUUCCUGCUGCUGAAUCUGUGAGGUGUCAGCAGGAGAAAAAUAGAAAAGGCUCUCAGCCAUGGCUGUGCGCAUCAUACGAGGAAUGGAAGACCUGGUGGCAUCGGGCAGCCAGCUCGUCUGGAGCCUGGCACAUCAGACCCUGAGGAGGUGGUACAACCGUGGGCUGAUGCCAUGCAGACGCUUCUUAGAAGCCUGGUUGAGGAUUGGAAAAUGCUACCAGAUGACUGAAGGCCGUCUUUGCCAGGUUCACCUCCUCGAUGGCAGGGAUCUGGAGCUGCUUGUGCAGCCCAAGCUGUUGUCCCGCGACCUGUUAGAUUUGGUGGCCUCACAUUUUAAUCUGAAGGAAAAAGAAUAUUUUGGAUUGUGCUUUAUCGAUGACACUGGUCAGAAUAACUGGCUCCAGCUGGAUCGUAAAGUCCUUGAUCAUGACUUCUCCAAGACUUCGGGGCCUUUGGAACUCAAGUUCCUUGUGAGGUUUUAUAUUGAGAAGAUCACCUUCUUGAAAGAGAACACAACAGUGGAGCUGUUCUUCCUGAAUGCAAAAUCUUUAGUGUUUAAUGAGACCAUCGAAGUCGAGAGUGAAAAUGUUUUCAAGUUAGCUGCAUUCGCAUUGCAGGAGGCCAAAGGAAAUUACACCAGUGCUGAGACUGCCAGAUCACACCUGAAAGAGCUCCCAGUUCUUCCCACCAGAGUUUUAAGGGAGCACCCAUCUCUCAAUUACUGUGAGGACAAAGUGACUGAACAUUACAAGAAACUGAAGGGACUGACCAGAGGACAAGCCAUUGUGCGGUAUCUGGCCCUGGUGGAGUCCUUGCCGACAUAUGGAGUCCAUUAUUACCCAGUGAAGGACAAGCAAGGAAUACCAUGGUGGUUGGGAGUCAGCUACAAAGGCAUCGGCCAAUACGAUUUGCAGGAUAAGCUGAAACCACGAAAGUUGUUUCAGUGGAAACAGUUGGAGAACUUGUAUUUCCGCGAGAAGAAAUUUGCAGUGGAAGUGAAUGACCCGCACAGUAGAAUAGUGACCAAGCGAACUUUUGGACAGGCUGGCCUGGUUAUUCACACAUGGUAUGCCAGCCACUCUCUGAUUAAAACCAUCUGGGCGAUGGCCAUCAGUCAGCACCAGUUCUACCUGGACAGAAAGCAAAGCAAAUCGAAGAUGACCACAACCAGGAGUUCAGGAGACAUCGCCACGGACCUUACAGUGAUCUGCGCCCCGCGGAUCAGUAAACUUUCCAGCAUUGAGAGCAAAGACCAGCUUAUCAUGGCCAGCAAUGGAAGCCUCAUCUCAGCCGGUUCUGCUGAGUCUGAAGUCAGCGAGGAGCAGAAGAAAGAGAAGAUCACCGAGUUAAAAAAGAAAGAAAAGGACCUUCAAGACACACUGACACAGAAACUUGAGGAACUGAAAAAGAUCUGCAUGAGAGAAGCUGAGCUUACAGGCAGAUUACCUCAAGAGUAUCCCUUGGCCACAGGUGAGAAGGCUCCCCAAGUUCGUCGCCGUGUUGGGACGGCCUUCAAGUUGGAUGACCUUUUCCCCUAUGAUGAGGACCCACAUCUGAGGAAUCUGGAGAGCAUGUUUGCCUUACAGCAGAAAAUUGUGGAAGCAGCCAUCAAGUUAGCCGGUGAGGGCGACCUCUGCAAGACAGUUAAGAAGAAGAGGAGAAACAACUUUCUGGACGCAAAGAGGAAGCUGGAGGACAUUGAGAGGGAGAUCAACGCCUACAGGAUCAGGAAGGGAAAGAAGCCCACCCAGAGAGCUUCACUUAUCUUAGCAGAUGAUGUUAACCCUUCAGACCUUAGUUCUCUAUCUGACAGCCUCACUCUGGAUGAUGAUGAUGAGCUUGGUUCCCAGAGGCAGCGUUCCAGAUCGGUGCAAUAUUCCCCAAGACCCCACCAUGCAGAAACUCUGGACAUCCACUACAGCAAAGACAGACGGGCCUCUGCCAAUGACCAGCAUGCAGACAGCAGAUUAAAUUACGGCCAAGUCCAGGAAUCGCUCCACCACAGUCACCGUGAUGCCUUAUCAAGCCACAGCAGCCCGUUUAAACCGGCUUCCAGACAGCCACGUGAUGCCCGCAGCAUGCCCCCCACCCCCCUCCUCACUCGCAAUGCCUACAGCAGCACCCAGCUCAGAUCAGAAGAUGCUCCACAACAUUUCCGUCAGCGCAGUGGGAGUCUGGAGUCCCAAUCUCAGUUCCUGACAGAUGCCGAACCUCCUGCACAAGCGUUCACCUUUUCACCAGCGCGACGUAGCAACAGCACUGAGGUCCUCGACGACGGUUCCUCCUACACAAGUCAGUCCAGUGUGGAGUACAGUGUUCCCGGUAACCACACCCACAGGCGCAGAGCUCGCGGUCGCCACAGAAAAGACUUGUACGCCAACACAGGCAGCAUGCCCAACCUGGCUCAGGCAGACGCUCGCUGCUACGCUUUCCAGCCUCGGUCCCGGCCCACCACAACAGCCUAUUAUGUCACAGGCUAUCCCAGCUACGCAGACCCAGAGCCUUACUCCAAUGGAGUCUACAUGUACGACAACGAGAUGGAGGGACACUAUACCGUCAAUCCCUCCUACCAACCUGCUCCAGCAUCUUAUCACAGCCACGACAUGCACAGUCAUUACGGUAACGAUGAAAUGGACUGCAUGGCCCAGAACCCAUACGCCACGUUGCGGCCACCCAGGAACCGCCAGGUGCCCCGCAGCAACGAACAGGUCAGCAAGAACAUCCAAAAGGCUUUGGUGGCUGAACACUUGAGAGGAUGGUACCAUCGCAACGCUCCACACAAACAAGCUGCGUACAACUACGACUACGACAGAGGUUCCCAGCAGAGCCUGGGUUAUCAGACCAUGCCUACACCCUACAGCCACAACAACAGGAACAUCUCUUACUCAUCAGUGUCUUCAGUGUCCUCCACUGGAAACUGGCACAACCACAUGAGUGGUGGUAUGUUGGAAUAUGACAUGCCUGUGCAUGCGCCGCCGUCCUACUCUUACAGCACAGCCCCCUAUAGCCACUCCGCCCACAGCAGAUAUGGCGCCUCCCAGCUUUUAAAGGGCUCCUGGCACAGCCCUGAUGGCCAGAGGCGUUGUGCCUUUUUCCCUGCUAGUUCUUCCUCCUCAGCUUCCUCCUCCACCUCCUCCCUGCUCCCCUCCUCCUUUCCCUCCUCCUCCUACUCCCCUGGCUGUCGGGUCAGACAGGUGGCCUCCAGCCCUGCGCAGCCACAAUCCUCCAGAGGGCAAAGGCUCAAUAAGGUGUCCUUUGCUAAAGGUAGCUCAUAAUCCUACAUAGAUGUCAGCAACCAAAUGCACACUAACAUGGACCCAGAAGAGCAGAUUUGCUGGCACGAAGACUCAAAACCGGGAACAAUAGUGUAGUUGCCUAUCUGUCAUUGAAUCGAAUUUUUCACCUUGACAAGUUGUCAUUGUGCCUUAGACUGCACUUCCCUGUUUUUCUGUAAAGGGGAUCCAAAGAAUGAAGGAACUUAAUGUGGAAUUCAGUUUGUAAAAGAAAUGAAGUCUACUUAUCUUCUGUUGUCAUGAACGCAAUUGCCAGACUGACCCACAUGUUUUUGUUGAAAUCAUAACAAAACCCCAAGGGAGCGUCUAUGUGUGUGGAUUGGGAGUGUUUGUGGUGAUGGCACUUGUGCACUGAAACUAUACCAGGACCUGCUGUGGACUGUGUGGUAUAGCCAAAGGGAAUGUGGAUUAAACAGCUCCAGUGUUUCUCCGUAGAGAUGCCAACUUCACAAACCUAGGACUAGGACUGUCUCUGGAAGAGGAUACUGAGCCGUAACGAACAACAAGAAUGACUCAUUCUGCUCUGCUACUUACACACACGUAUGAACACUGUAAACAUGAAGGAUCAGAUAAGGAUGGAUAAGGACUUUAUUGAAAUGAAGGAUUGAACUCAUUAAGAGUGAGUCAAAAAGAGACGCCUACUUCCUGGAACGUUCCAGUCACCAGAUCCAGUUUUGUCAAACUGUUACCUGUAACUCUUGUCAUUUACAAAGUAUUCAGUUUAUCUCACCGUCAGUACUUACAGUAAAAUUGAGCCAAAUACUUCUACAUCACACCAUUUGAGUAUUACCCCAAGUCACCAUCUUUGAUAUUACUGCCACAUCUGAUCAGUCACUGCAGGAGGACAGAAAAUCAAGUUUUUGUUGAUUUUUUAUUUUUUUUAUUUUAACAUGGGUAUUUCAUCCAUGCUGGAGAUCAUGGACUGGUGCUCCCAAUUUCUCUCAGAGAAUGAAGCUGUAUGUAAAUGUUAUUGUAAAUACACUGGUUCUGUCUUUUUUUCUUUCUUUUUUUUUUUUUUUUUUAGAGCAUUUUUAUGUAUUUGAAAAGCAUGUAAUAUAUAGUAAACAACUGUUGUUAAGCUGGUUCUUAGUCAUUUAUAUAAUUGCGUUUUUGUUUGAAUUAAAAAAAAAAAUCAGCAUUUGAAA